GGACAGCGCGGCGCCGGGAGCGCGGGCCGCUCGCCGAGCCCCAGCCGAGCAGAUCCGAGCCGGGCCCGGAGCGCCCGGUCCCAGUGCCCGCAGCCAUGCCUGCCGGCCGCGCCGCGCGCACCUGUGCGCUGCUCGCCCUCUGUCUCCUGGGCAGCGGGGCCCAGGAUUUCGGUCCGACACGCUUCAUCUGCACCUCGGUGCCCGUGGACGCCGACAUGUGCGCCGCGUCGGUGGCCGCCGGCGGCGCGGAGGAGCUCCGGAGCAACGUGCUGCAGCUCCGCGAGACCGUGCUGCAGCAGAAGGAGACCAUCCUGAGCCAGAAGGAGACCAUCCGCGAGCUGACCACCAAGCUGGGCCGCUGCGAGAGCCCGAGCACGCUGGACGCGGGCGCCAGCGAGGCCCGGACAGGCGGCGGCCGCAAGCAGCCUGGCUCCGGCAAGAACACCAUGGGCGACCUGUCCUGGACGCCGGCCGCCGAGACGCUCAGCCAACUCGGGCAAACUUUGCAGUCGCUCAAAACCCGCCUAGAGAACCUCGAGCAGUACAGCCGGCUCAAUUCCUCCAGCCAGACCAACAGCCUCAAGGAUCUGCUGCAGAGCAAGAUCGAUGACCUGGAGAGACAGGUGCUGUCUCGGGUGAACAUUCUGGAGGAAGGCAAGGGGGGCCCCAAGAACGACACCGAGGAGAGGGUCAAGAUUGAGAGCGCCCUGACCUCCCUGCACCAGCGGAUCAGCGAGCUGGAGAAAGGCCAGAAGGACAACCGUCCUGGAGACAAGUUCCAGCUCACAUUCCCACUGCGGACCAACUACAUGUACGCCAAGGUGAAGAAGAGCCUGCCGGAGAUGUAUGCCUUCACCGUGUGCAUGUGGCUCAAGUCCAGUGCGGCGCCGGGGGUGGGCACACCCUUCUCCUAUGCCGUGCCCGGCCAGGCCAAUGAACUGGUCCUCAUCGAGUGGGGCAACAACCCCAUGGAGAUCCUCAUCAACGACAAGGUGGCCAAGCUGCCCUUUGUCAUCAAUGAUGGCAAGUGGCACCACAUUUGUAUCACCUGGACCACCCGGGACGGAGUCUGGGAAGCCUACCAGGAUGGCACCCAGGGUGGCAAUGGUGAGAACCUGGCGCCCUAUCACCCCAUCAAGCCACAAGGCGUGCUGGUGCUGGGCCAGGAGCAGGAUACACUGGGUGGAGGAUUUGAUGCCACCCAAGCGUUCGUGGGUGAGCUGGCCCAUUUCAACAUCUGGGACCGCAAGCUGACCCCAGGAGAGGUGUACAACCUGGCCACCUGCAGCACCAAGGCCCUUUCUGGCAACGUCAUCUCCUGGGCCGAGUCCCACAUCGAGAUCUACGGUGGAGCCACCAAGUGGACAUUUGAAGCCUGUCGCCAGAUCAACUGAGGCUCCAGGCUGGGCUGAGCCUCCCAGCCUUUGGCCCCCGGCCCCCGCCCACCUGCCCCUGCUUGUGCCAUGAUGAUCCGUCGUCUCUUCUCUCCCUUUCCCCUAGGAAUGACUCAAGGCAGUCGCCCUCGCACAUGCGCACACGCAGACGUGCACACGCAUAUGCACACAGCCUGGUUCCGUCCUCACACACAGAAGCAGGCCUGGCUCCCAUCUGUCCCGAGGAGGUCCCACUUCUCACUAGGAGCCCCAUGCUGUUCCUCAGGCACGCCCCGCUCACCGCUAACGCAGGUGGCUGAGACAUUUUGAACAAUGCAAAAGUAGGUGAGAG
Molecule: messenger RNA, 1725 nt
Organism: Ceratotherium simum simum (southern white rhinoceros)
Lineage: Eukaryota; Metazoa; Chordata; Mammalia; Perissodactyla; Rhinocerotidae
Gene: NPTX1
Product: neuronal pentraxin 1
Biological process (GO): axonogenesis involved in innervation
Source: RefSeq, a predicted model, not a curated record